Messenger RNA from Mauremys mutica (yellowpond turtle), 914 nucleotides. It is a transcript of the gene CTXND1, whose product is annotated as cortexin domain containing 1. Lineage: Eukaryota; Metazoa; Chordata; Testudines; Geoemydidae. The coding region runs from base 483 to 671 and encodes 62 amino acids. The transcript is spliced from 5 exons. The record is from RefSeq and is a predicted model, not a curated record.
UAGCAUCUGUAUGCAGGUAAAGCUAUUGUGAGCACCAAUGAAACUUUAGGUACAGUCACAACUGGGACUUAGACCUACGUUACUGGAAUGCUAACAUAUGACUGAAAGCCUCGCAUCUGGAAGCUCACACGCAGAUCCAUUUUGCUGCUGUAAUUGAGAGCACAUCCUGUGAAGUCUACCCUAAGCAAGCCAAGACCUCCUCUUCUGGAUUAAUACACUAGCCAUAGUCUUUGGAUUGGCACCAAAUGCAGUCCCAAGGAAGCUCACAGUGAGUUUAGGUGAAGUGCGGAGUGAACACCCCAUCCCAGCAACACUGAGAAUGUAAAUCGGGGGCUAUAUUUAAAGCGUACAACCAAGUCUCAAGGGCCCUCGCCUCCUUCACCCACCAGCCUGACCAAGGGUGGAUGUCAAGGGAAAUCUCUCCUACCGCUCAUUCUGUGUACGAUGAUGGUAGCAGUAAGCACAAACCCGGAUGAGGAGAGAUGCAAACAAUGGAGGCCCCAACACCAGAGCCUGUGUACGUUGAUGUGGACAAAGGACUAACAUUAGCAUGUUUCGUCUUCCUUUGCCUUUUCUUGAUCGUGAUGAUUAUUCGCUGUGCAAAAGUCAUCAUGGACCCUUACAGCGCCAUCCCAACUUCCACAUGGGAGGAACAGCACCUGGAUGACUGAAAGGGACACUGCGGGAAGCUUUCAGAGCACAACCUGGAAGGCCUUUUCAUUCAGAGAAGGUGAAUGUAUAUUAAACCGAGAUACAGAGUGGUGCAAAUACAGCGUAUUGGUUACAUUUUCUUGCACAGCAGGUUGUAAACAUCAUUGUGUCCCUAUCUGAUGGUACAGCCUAUUUCUGGUAUAACCUUCAUAUAUUAACAAGAGAAAUUAUGAUUGUAACUCGAAUAGCACAAAAGCUUUCUA